Molecule: messenger RNA, 2384 nt
Organism: Halichondria panicea
Lineage: Eukaryota; Metazoa; Porifera; Demospongiae; Suberitida; Halichondriidae
Product: eukaryotic elongation factor 2 kinase-like
Exons: 11
Coding region: 139-2247 (702 amino acids)
Biological process (GO): myosin II filament disassembly; protein phosphorylation; response to differentiation-inducing factor 1
Molecular function (GO): protein binding; elongation factor-2 kinase activity; ATP binding
Source: RefSeq, a predicted model, not a curated record
UUACCACAGACAAAAUUGUAGUGACCUUUGCAUUGUACCUUGUACCUAGAACGAACUAAUCCACCACAUGGUCAUAUACCGGCCUUGCCUCUACUUACUUUUUCCAGGGCUCUACAGAAGCUACACAUUGAGCUAGAUAUGGCGGAAGGAGGUAUCUCAAAGUCUGAGCUCGUAUGCAGAGACCCCCCGUGCAGAACCCAAUCAGAGAGUGACACUCCUAACCCGAACCCCACCUCGAGACCAGCAAUGGCUAGGUUGUCUUCGUACACAUUUAGUCACGAGAAGAAGCUCUUUCAAGGUCGCAACACGAAGAAGCAGUGGAUGUUUGCAGUCAAAAAGACGAGGGCUCUGGUUGACCCCUGGGGGGAGAUGGGGAUAGAUAGUCUCCCGGAGCAAGUGGUGACUAGGCACAUGUACAACCCUCGCACUAGGAAAUGGAAGAGCGACGAGAUUGUUGUCAAAAUGCAAACAGAGUCUUUUGCUCAUGGUGCAAUGAGAGAGUGCUUCAGAAUGAAGAAGCUGUCUAAAUUCUCCCAGCAUCCAGAUUGGCUGAAUGCGUCUAACUAUGUCGCCAAACGCUACAUGAAGGAGGCUUCCAGGGAAACGUAUUUUGAGGAUGUCAAGUUACAGAUGGACUCAAAGUUGUGGGGAGAGGAGUACAACAAACUGGAGGUGGUACCCAAGAAGGUGGACUUUUUUCAGACGUACAUUAUAGAAUUCAAAGGUCAAGAAGGCAGUCCACUGCACGGGGUGGAACAUUUCAUCGAGGGUGGCUAUGUCAAGUACAACUCUAACUCUGGGUUUGUGUCUGACCUCAAUCGCCUCACUCCGCAGACGUUCAGUCACUUCACGUUUGAGAGGUCCGACCACCAACUGAUUGUAGUGGACAUUCAAGGUGUGGGUGACUUAUACACUGACCCUCAGAUGCACACAGUGGACCAGAAGGACUAUGGAGAAGCCAACCUUGGAGUGAGGGGAAUGGCUCUCUUCUUCUCCUCCCAUGUCUGCAGCCCUCUCUGUCAGGCACUAGGAUUGACUCAAUUUGACUUAAAUGUCAAAGAAAUGGACAACUUGCGCUCCAAACGAUGGAAUUUCUCGACCCCUGCCACCAAAAUCGUUGACAGAGAAGUGCCUGAUUCUGAGGCCAAGACAAAAGAAGGCCACCUACCAAGAGAAACGGUUGAGGAGGCCUUCCAUAGACUAAGUGUGAGUAUUAACGUUGAAAAUCUCAAGAAUACGAAAACGAAAACUACAGAAAUGGCCCCCGAGAGUCCCCUACCGUUAGACAGUCCAUUGGAUAGCCCUCUAGUGACCGGUACACUUCUGUCUACCGUGGAACCACACCCACUAAUGAUUACCCUCCCUUCCGCAAGAAUACAAGAGAUACGAGGUGGAGAGAGUUUUCCCAUGAGGUCCCGGAGUGACAGUCAAUGCAGCAAUGAUUCCAUCGACUACGACAGCUGCCUAAUCAACGACCUUGAAACAUAUCCCAUUAGUCAAGAGGAGGCCGUAUUUGAGGGCCGCUCAAAAGAGGAGUCUGGAGCGGAGAAUAUUCUUCACUCAUCGAGUGCCGAGGGAGAGAGGACUCGUCUAAGAGAGGAGGGGGCCGUAUCGUCAACGGAGACAGAUGCUCUAAAGAUCCUUGGAAUUAUACAUCUCGAUCUGGCCAGGUUGCAUGAGUCCGGUCGUUUUGUUUCUGAUCUAUCACCAGUCGACCAGAAUGCUGUCCAGUUUCACCUGGAGAGAGCAGCAAAGUGUGGCAAUGUCGUAGCUCUGUACACACUGGCACACAUCCACCUCCAGCACCCACACCAAGAGUUUCAGGACAUCUCAGUCGAGGCUACUCCUGAGAAUGAAGCUGUCGGGAUGGAGCAUCUACUGGCAGCUGCCAAGAGAAAUCUCAAACCGGCCAUGUUUGAGUUGGCAAAGGCUCUGGACACGGGUCUCUAUGCAAGAGAUCCAAACUGGUCUGAAGCGGCACUUUGGUAUCACAAAGUCCUCGAGUACGAAUUAGCCUCUGACAGUGAGGCAGAAUCAAUGUCUACAGUAGACCCAGACUAUCUCGUUCAAGCGCGUCUCGCGGGGUUGUACCGAACGGGAGGAAAUGGUCUAACAAAGCACUCCCAGAAAUCAGGUGAUCUCUACACAGAGGCAGCAGAGGCAGCUAUGAGUGCUAUGAAAGGAAAACUGUCCACCAAGUAUUUUAUGUUAGCUGAAGAAGCUUGGGGAGAAAUGGACAAUGAUUAACACUUUUUACACUCCUUUUGGUUUAAUAACAUUUAUGCCUCGAGGCUACGGUAAACCUGACUGUGUGUGUGUGUGUGUUCCAGCUGUAACUGCUCGACAGUUGCAAUGCACUAAAAAAUAACAGCUUCUAUAGUGAA